Messenger RNA from Fonsecaea multimorphosa CBS 102226, 834 nucleotides. RefSeq lists its product as uncharacterized. The record is from RefSeq and is a predicted model, not a curated record. Lineage: Eukaryota; Fungi; Ascomycota; Eurotiomycetes; Chaetothyriales; Herpotrichiellaceae. The transcript has a single exon. The coding region runs from base 1 to 834 and encodes 277 amino acids.
AUGUCCAACGACGACGACGAGACUCCGACUCUUUUCUCGCUCUCAUUGAACCGCGAUGCUGGUCCUACCAUCAUCUUCUUGCAUGGCCUUUGCUCCAACCACGCCGAAUUCAGGAACGUAUUCCAACACCCAAGUCUUUUCGACCAUCACCUCCUCGCCGUUGACCUCCCAGGCCACUCGCGAUCGUCCCACAUUCUUCCGUUCAACCUCCCAGACGCAGCCGAUCAUGUCGCUCGAGUAAUACAGCAUGAAGCUCGCGAUCGUCGUGCUCACGUGGUGGGCUCGUCCGUGGGAGGUUUUGUCGCUCUGGAGCUGGCGAAGCGACAUCCCGAGGUCGUCGAAAGCCUGUUCGUCACCGGCGCGGCGCCCUUCGCUGGGUACAGGAGAUGGUUCGCCGAGCACCCGACUCUCUUGUACUACCUCGAAGCUCCCAUCUCGAAAUACAGCCCCAAUUGGAUCGACAGGGCAAUCUGUAGGUGGCUUGGGGUGCGAAAGCCGGACGGUUUGCGGGAGGAGGAGAGGAGGAACUUCAGCAGGCACCUCCUGUCAGACGGGUUCAGAGGCAUCGCCCAGUUCGCCGAGAAGGAUCUGUGCUCGCUGCGCGUGAGAACUUUGACCGUCGCUGGUCAAGCGCAUGACGACGUCGAGGCGACUCGCAGGAUGGCCAGAUUACUGAGACAAGGGUGCGGUGAGAGCGAGGCCGCCAUGAUCCGAGGAGGCGUUCACACCUGGCAUCUGCAGUUUUCUCGAUUGUUCGCAGAGACUGUCAAGGCUUGGAUUGACGGGCGCCACCUUCCAGAGGGCGGUAUGGUGCUAGUGCUACGAAGUGAGUAG